Messenger RNA from Xylaria bambusicola, 2096 nucleotides. RefSeq names its product Gtr1/RagA G protein conserved region-domain-containing protein. The record is from RefSeq and is a predicted model, not a curated record. Gene Ontology annotation, biological process: positive regulation of TOR signaling; cellular response to starvation; cellular response to amino acid stimulus. Gene Ontology annotation, cellular component: Gtr1-Gtr2 GTPase complex; fungal-type vacuole membrane; nucleus. NCBI's taxonomy places the organism in Eukaryota, Fungi, Ascomycota, Sordariomycetes, Xylariales, Xylariaceae. The transcript is spliced from 3 exons. Bases 465 to 1580 code for a protein of 371 amino acids. Gene Ontology annotation, molecular function: GTP binding; GTPase activity.
CAAUACGUAAGAAGUCUCACCUACAGAGGUACCACGCGCUUGACCAGCCCCGCGACUCCAGCUUAGCUCUCGGUCUAUCCAGCAGCUCUGAAGGAACCGCUUCGCUUCACCAUAACAGCCCUACAUCUAACGUGCCAUAGCGAUUGGUUUGACUGCGUUGCAUACAGCUGGUCUAGCGAGCAUCUACGGUACGCAUUCACGAAACCAUCAAUUGGUGAACCUGUCGCAUUCUUCUCUUUCACUCACUCGAUGCCAUCGACGAUGAGCCUCGGCUUCCCGACCUAACCAACCUCAACACACUCCUCGCCACAUCGUCUAGACCGAGCGCUUUUGCCAGUCACUGUGUAUAGUACUGCGUGUACACUGGGACAGACUUCAUGCGCAUGUUCGCGUCCAUGUGCGUGACCGUUGUUUAGGAGUAGUCACCGGAGAGAUUCGUCACCGGCCACGAGACACACAUCACCAUGGCCGACACGGCGACGACGUCGUCUACGAGCCACAGCGCGGCUACCACUCACAGUAGUACCACUACCUACAGCACCACCACCGGCCACACCGCGGUCGGCGAUGUUCGGAACGAGGUGAAGAAGCCGAAGAAAAAGAAGGUCCUGCUCAUGGGGAAGAGCGGUUCCGGCAAGUCGAGCAUGCGGAGUAUCAUAUUCAGCAACUACAUUGCAAGAGAUACACGGCGAUUAGGCGCAACCAUCGACAUUGAUCUUUCACACGUCAAAUUCCUAGGCAACCUCACACUGAACCUAUGGGACUGCGGUGGACAAGAAGCCUUCACUGAAAACUACUUAUCACAGCAGCGCGUACACGUCUUCUCCAACGUCGGCGUGCUAAUCUAUGUCUUCGACAUCGAGUCCAGAGAUGUCGACCGAGACAUGGCCACCUACGUAUCCAUCAUUUCCGCCCUGAUGCAGUACUCGCCGACCGCCAAGGUGUAUGUCCUCAUUCACAAGAUGGAUCUAAUCAACAUGAACGUGCGAGAGGCCGUCUUCGUCGACCGUGUACGGUUAGUGCAGCAGAAGACCGCCGAAUACACACAAGCGGCCGGCCUGUCGGGCGAGCUAGACUUGAUACCCUUUGCGACUUCGAUAUGGGAUCAGUCUCUGUAUAAGGCGUGGGCGAGCAUCAUCCACGACUUGGUGCCCAACCUAUCCGUCAUCGAAUCGCAGCUAGGGUCGCUAGGCACUAUCAUAGAAGCCGAGGAGAUGUUGUUAUUCGAGAGGACGAGUUUCCUGGUCGUCUCCAGUUGGACAUCUGAAGAGGGGUUGCACAACCCCACUGGGGACCGACAAGAGCGCAUGUCCAACAUUCUGAAGCAUUUCAAGCAAAGCAUCAGCCGCUUCACUGGAACUCCCCGUAAUGCUGAGCAGUUUACUUUGAUGGAGCACAAAGCUGGGACUAGAUUCUCUAUGUUUGUAUGCAAAUUCACCACCAACACAUAUCUCAUGGUCGUUUUACCUCCAGGAGAAGCUCGGUUCAAUUCGGCGAGGUUCAAUUGCCAGAUUGCGAGGGAGAGCUUUAGGUUUUUGGAUGGUCCUGCGCCGGGGCAAACUCAAGGCCAGCGAACGUAAUGUGAGACGAUCUAAUAAUGACUGGCAAUCUGAUUAGCAAUUUGUGUUUCGCAAAUAUACCCAUCGUUUGUUCGCAGACUUCAACCUAUAGGCUUCUAUUUGUGCUGGUGAGCUGAGAGCAGGCCAUGGCAGCAUGUCUAAGCAAUCUCUUCUCGGAUCCGAUUCUAAAUAUCGAAGAUAGCAUCUUCAAGUAGCAGCUUGUAACUGGUAAAGCCCAGCAUAGUACUUAUCAGGUUGCAAUAAUGAAAACCACGCUUAGCGAUGUCGGAUUCGGGUUACCCAUAAUCAAAUGCGAUGUUCCGCCCAGUACCCUAGAUCGGAAUUCAUGACCUACACUAGUGUUGUUGGCAUGUCGCAUCUAUCUAUCUGAUCUCCAAACAGAUCGGCAUAUUCCCCGGAUUAGGAAGGUUGGUACCAACGCUAUAUCAACCAAUAAGCGACGAUAUCUCUACCACAGGUUCAAUGCGAUUUAGUAUUACCUACCUAACCUACAUAUGUAUCUAUCCCAUUCGGUAC